UAUUGAUAAAUAAUUGAUAUUGAGAUUCAGUAUCUGUAUCACAAUGCUAUUCCUCACGCCCAACACGAUUUUUGGGACCAUGACAAACACCAAACGCAAUCAUCUUCAUCGUUAGGUCCAGUUUCCAUUUCCAUUUCCUCUCUCACCUUCCCCUUCCUUCUAUGCUUACCUUCCCACUCUGAUCACUCACUCUCUUACUACCCCUAAAACCAUUGAUUCUCCUUUUGUACCCACCCGAUCUAAAUCUCUGCUCUUUUCUCCCAAAUCAAAAACCCCUUUUACUCACUUCGCAGUUUCUCUCAUCAAUUUUCUCCCUUUUCCCCUUAGUUCCGCUCCGCUGUCUACUUGUGGGUAUUGGAGCAUAGACAAAGAUGGGUGAGGGAGAACGUUUUCAGCUGGGGACUGUGGGCGCGUUGUCUCUAUCAGUGGUGUCAUCUGUGUCAAUUGUAAUUUGCAAUAAGGCACUGAUGAGCUCACUGCAUUUCAUUUUCGCUACAACUUUGACAAGCUGGCAUCUGCUUGUCACUUUUUGUUCCCUUCAUGUGGCACUCAGAAUGAGAUUCUUUGAGCACAAACCUUUUGACCAGAAAGCCGUAAUUGGAUUUGGGAUUUUAAAUGGAAUCUCAAUUGGUCUUUUAAAUUUGAGCCUGGGGUUCAAUUCUGUUGGCUUCUAUCAAAUGACUAAGCUUGCAAUCAUUCCUUGUACUGUACUGUUGGAGACCAUUUUUCUUGGGAAGAGAUUCAGUAAAAGAAUUCAAUUUUCCCUAGGUAUCCUCCUCCUGGGUGUUGGGAUUGCAACUGUCACAGAUUUGCAGCUCAAUGCUCUGGGCUCUUUCUUAUCUUUUCUAGCGGUGAUCACAACAUGCGUUGCUCAGAUUAUGACAAAUACUAUCCAGAAGAAGUUUAAGGUUUCUUCCACCCAGCUUCUGUAUCAAACAUGUCCAUAUCAAGCAGCAACCCUGUUAAUCUCUGGUCCAUAUCUGGAUAAACUUUUGACCAACCUAAAUGUAUUUGCUUUUAAGUAUACAACACAAGUGACGGUUUUCAUAGUUCUUUCGUGCCUUAUCUCCAUCUCUGUCAAUUUUAGUACAUUUCUUGUAAUUGGAAAGACAUCUCCAGUCACAUAUCAGGUUCUUGGACACCUGAAGACAUGCCUUGUAUUGGCAUUUGGUUAUAUUUUACUGCGUGACCCAUUCAGCUGGAGAAACAUACUGGGUAUUUUGAUAGCCAUGGUUGGGAUGAUUCUAUAUUCUUACUAUUGUAGUCAUGAGAAUCAGCAAAAAGCUGUUGAAGCUGCAGCACAAGCAUCCCAGGCAAGAGAAGGCGAAUCCGAUUCUCUCAUUAAUGUGGAAAAUGGAAAUGCAGUUGUGACUGAAACUGUUGGACAAAAGUCCCCUGUAUGGAGCAAAGACAAAGACUAAUAUGCUUAUUGGCUUUGUUAAAACAUUAUCAAGAACACUUGUAUUCCUUAUAGAGGGUUAACACUCACAAUCCAUAUGGAAUUAGGAAGUGCUGCCAAACCCACGUCUCGGUCGUUUUUCUAAGUAGCGUUAGUCUAUCAUUUUAUGAAUCGUUUGCCAACCAGCAAUGUUAAUGUUAGGGAGGGGAACAUGAACUUGGUCAUGUCGCAAUCCUAUCGGCCUACAAAUAUGGCUCAGUUGCAGAAAUUUACAAGUGAUGUUUUCACAUCAUGUUAAUUUAAAAUUUUAUAUAUAUAGGUAUUCAAACUUUUUUUUCUGCCUUGAAUAACAUAUAAACAUGUACCUGUAGUUUUCUUGGUUUCUCUCUGUUUUAUUUGUAUCUUGAUUGUAUUAUAUACCAAUAAUAAUUUCUUCGAGUUUCUUUCUGUUUUUUCAUUUUUUCAGAAACCCAACCUAAUCUUAUUCGAAUCACGAGGACCGCAUUAUAUUGUUCUCACAGGCUUGUAG
Messenger RNA from Gastrolobium bilobum, 1928 nucleotides. RefSeq names its product UDP-xylose transporter 3-like. The coding region runs from base 372 to 1421 and encodes 349 amino acids. NCBI's taxonomy places the organism in Eukaryota, Viridiplantae, Streptophyta, Magnoliopsida, Fabales, Fabaceae. Gene Ontology annotation, molecular function: antiporter activity; UDP-xylose transmembrane transporter activity. The record is from RefSeq and is a predicted model, not a curated record. The transcript has 8 exons. Gene Ontology annotation, cellular component: Golgi apparatus.